Messenger RNA from Bolinopsis microptera, 1523 nucleotides. RefSeq lists its product as uncharacterized. The transcript has 11 exons. NCBI's taxonomy places the organism in Eukaryota, Metazoa, Ctenophora, Tentaculata, Lobata, Bolinopsidae. The record is from RefSeq and is a predicted model, not a curated record. Bases 21 to 1175 code for a protein of 384 amino acids.
UAUAACAAAUAAUUUGAGAAAUGUUGUCAGUGUUGAUACUUUGGUUAUACAUCAGUUCUGUGCUGUCGGAUCCAGGUCCAGGAACGGUCCUUGUGUUAGGAGGACAAGAAUUAGCAGGAUCAGCAACACUCACCGCUCUUCUGGACGCAGAAUUCCAAGUGAAUACCCUAAACGAAGAUAACCCCCACUACGACUAUCACGAACUGUUUGAAAAUAAGGUCGAGCGGAUUGUUUGCUCUCGCUCUUCUGGUUUGGAUGGCUGUGUUGAGCUUCAGAACCUUAUAAAUAGCAACAGUAAAGUGAAAGCGAUCGUAGAUUUCACGUCCGAUAACAAAGAGCUAAUGGAAGAAGCAGUAAGAGUACUUGCUCCUCUCAGUCCUGAUGUCUACAUAUUCGUCAGUACCGCUGCUGUAUACGAUGUCAGCGAUAAUCCUCAGGAUCCGCUGAAAGAAAGUGACGCAGUAAGACCAGAGGACCUGCAACUGCAAGACACUUACAACGAAAAAAACGUGUUCGGACACGACAUGCUGGGUUCAGAGGAAGCUCUGAUAGCUAGUGGACUACCCUACGUGAUACUGAGAUGCGGGGAUCUGAUUGGACCACGUGACACCACUCUCAGAUGGUGGCAGUACCAGGUAUGGUCGGAGCAUUUUGUUUUACUUGAUGAAGCAUUUCCAGUUCACGAGGACAAACAACACUUAAAAUUCUCAAUGACAUACGGUGACGAUCUUGCUAAAGCUGUCGUUAGUGUUAUCAACAAAGGGGUGAUGAAUGAGGUUUACAAUAUUGCUAUGGAGAAAACCUUCACUUUACCCCACGUCCUGCUGGAACUGUGUAUCUACUUUGGAAACGGCGACAAAUGUUGGGCCGACUACCAUUCUGCAGUUGACUCAUACAGCUUAUAUCCAAACAACCACAUGGGAAUGCUAGACAUUGAACAUGCUAAGACAGAUCUCGACUUUGAGGCUAGCUCUUGGGAGGACGUACUGAAGGACACAAUCACUUUCUACGAGAGAGCGAGACACAAUCAUACUAAAGAGCGAGAUAUGGUGCUAUCUCGAUUGAACGAGAAUGUUCUGUCUUACCUACAAUCGGAGCAAUUGAUCGCCGCAGUUAUGAGACAAGAAGGUGUGGAGAUGGAGAAUGAGCCAAACAUACCUAGUAUUGAGUUGUAACUAUUGGCGAAACGAUAUUAGUACAGUCAGAUACAUAUUUUUGUCGGAAAUAAUUCGUAACAAAGCGAUUUCAAUGGGAAAUGGUCGGGACAGGUCCCACUCCCAUGAGAAAUCAUCCCAUAGAAUUAUUUCCGACAAAGACUUAAAUUGUGACAUAUUUGACUGCACUUUAUAGACCGACACGAUGAAAGCUUUAAUAUAUUAUUUAUGAUUUAAUAUUCAAUUUCACAAUUAAGAUUAAUUUCACAAUUUAUUUUUUAAAAACUUUACAAGAGUUUUAUAAUAUGGGGUUUUUAGUUCAUUUUACAAUAAACUUUGUAUUAAAGUUACAUUCAAAACUUAUCUAAA